AUGGCGGCGUCCCAACACGUACCGACCGCAAUCUGGAAUGGCACGAUGAAGCAGCCGAUACGGGCGACCUUUGUUGACCGCAGCGAACCCUCAAACGCGACCAAGGAUACCCGCAAGCCGACGACCAGCGACAAAGAGUCUGCCGGCACCGUCACCCGACUUCGCCAUCUCCCCGCUGCGUUCCACAACCUUCCCCGGCGGUUCGAGAAGGAGAUUCUGCCACUUCUCGACUGGAACGGUUCGCAGGCGUUCAGCGAUGCGGACGGGGACAACGGCCGCGGCGAAGUGCAUGGUGUGAAUGAGCGGGACGCGGAGGAGUUUGUCUCGGUUCACGUCCUGCGGCGGCCGCAGUUCUACACGCAAGGCGUCUUUGGCGAAGGCGUACAGCGCGGCGCGCAGGCGGACAGACCGCAGCAGGGCCCCGCCGACCUCGCCCUCUCCCGCUUCUCCCAGCCAACCGUCGAGAUCUUCCUCGAGGUCAAGCUGGAAGGUGUGCUCACGGACGCCAUCGAUCGACGAAGCGCCGAUAUCGCUGCUCUCGAUCCGCACUUCCGCUCGGCGUGCAACCUACCCCCAGAUUGGAAAACGGCGAACGUCGGCAAAGCCAGGGCGGAGAAGGACUUGCUCGACCUCGCCAAGGCUCAGCUGCUCGCACCGCCCAACGAGCGCCCCUCCGCCAGCCGAUCCGUACCAACAAGGCUUCGCAAACCUUCACCGCGCCUUGUCGCCUCUCGCGAAUCCGCAACGCUGUACGAGACGAGCGCGGCGAUGGAGAAAGUGCUCGAUCGACUGGCCAAUCUCGACCUCCAGAAGUCGAGUCGCACGCAACCAGACCCGUCGCAGUGGGAAAGGUGGGGUUGGCACCAGGAAGGAGAGGAGCCGGCGACGUGGUAUGACCUGGACGAGGAGGAGCAGCACGUCCUGCUCAUAUACCAGCAGCUCAACAACGAACUUGGUGCUACCCGGCGCCGCAAACCGCCCGUCCCGUUCCAGCCGCUUAUCCUCUGCUCCCCCGCCAAGUAUAUCCCGAAGAUCCUCAUCGACUCGACCCUCAUCCGCGGCAACGCCAUCCACGACCUCGCCGCCGCAUCUCGCCUUGUCUCCAUCCUCCAAAUCAUCCUCGACCGCUCGCUUCGCAGGAAGGAGCUGCCGUCAAUCGAUGCUGAGAGGGCGUCAGGCGGCGAGGUGCUCGAUUGGCUGAUGGAGUUGGGCCGCGGCGCGGUCGGGGGUGAGCGAGGUGGUCAGGGAGUCUCGACGUCGGCAGCAUCCGCAACCUCGUCCGACACGGGCAUGUCGACUCCGCAUGCGCAGGAUAGCCUCUCGCCCGAGACGACUCACGAGUCGCGCUCCGCCGUCGAAGGCUACUUCGCCUCACCCGCCUCGUCGAUCGCUUCACUCGAUUCCGCCUCCGCCGCUUCUUCGCGUCGGUCUCUCUCGUCUUCAGGAAACUCCUCCGACUCGCUCACCGCAUCCACCCGCUCCCUCUUCUCGAUUGCCGACACCACCUCCUCCGUCGCCACAGACACCUCUCCGUUUUCAAGCGAAACAUCCGAGAAUUCUGCCCGAAGGCUCAGUCGCGACAUUGGCGACUUGAGGCUCGCCAUCCGCGAAACUCAAUACGUCGUGUUGAGGACGAGCGCUCCUGACGUCCCGAAGAUCGAUCAUGUCUACCACCGUCGGUUCUCCCCAACCGAGGUCGACAUCGAGGCCUUGGAACGUGCUCCGACCAUCCGGCUCGUCGAGGUACUCGGAUCCGGCGGCACAGGCUCUGUCUGCAAGGAUGAGACGGGAAAACUCGCCGUCAAGCUUGUCCUUCCCUACCGCGGGGAAGAUCCCGCGUCGUCGCUUGAGCGAGUCCACGAGGCGUUGAACGAGGCGGAAUUUCUCCAAUCGCACCGUGGUCGCAUGCCAUUGUGUGCACCCUCUUUCCACGGCUUGUUCUCGACGGUCGACUCGGAGGACAGGCUUUACUUGGCGCUCGUCUUUGACCUGGUCGAAGGUCUCACGCUCGAUGAGUGGUCAGACGUGCAGGACCAUCGCCAAGCCUGUCUCGAAGCGGUCGACACUCUUCACAAGGCGCGGAUCUCACACGGCGACUUGCGACCGCCCAACUUCAUCAUGCAGACGAACGGGACCGCCAAGAUUGUCGACUACGCCCGCGCUCACGGCAACGCUUCGCCGGACGAACUAGACGCCGAACGCGAGCGAUUCCUCGCCGACAUCGACCUCGCCCCUUCCGAGACCGGCUAA
Molecule: messenger RNA, 2250 nt
Organism: Rhodotorula toruloides NP11
Lineage: Eukaryota; Fungi; Basidiomycota; Microbotryomycetes; Sporidiobolales; Sporidiobolaceae
Product: serine/threonine kinase family protein
Exons: 4
Coding region: 1-2250 (749 amino acids)
Biological process (GO): protein phosphorylation
Molecular function (GO): ATP binding; protein kinase activity
Source: RefSeq, a predicted model, not a curated record